Lindgomyces ingoldianus is the source of this 5307-nucleotide messenger RNA. RefSeq lists its product as uncharacterized. Gene Ontology annotation, biological process: chromatin remodeling; negative regulation of transcription by RNA polymerase II. NCBI's taxonomy places the organism in Eukaryota, Fungi, Ascomycota, Dothideomycetes, Pleosporales, Lindgomycetaceae. Gene Ontology annotation, molecular function: ATP-dependent chromatin remodeler activity; DNA binding; ATP hydrolysis activity. Gene Ontology annotation, cellular component: chromatin; nucleus. Bases 15 to 5120 code for a protein of 1701 amino acids. The record is from RefSeq and is a predicted model, not a curated record. The transcript has 3 exons.
GAACGGUCUGCAUCAUGAGCAGCUCCGACGAUGGCGCCGAAUUGAUGGCGACGUUUAAGAGCAUGUCCCGUAAACACAAUGCUGCUACCCCGUCGCGAAAGCAGCCAUCCAUGUCACCAGGCUUGUUCAUAUCGGACGAGAGCUCAACGGGGGGAAAAGAGACAGCAAUACAAAUGGCACGGCCGCUAAAACACGUCACUCGGAAAGCCGUGGCUGUCCAAGUAACACCGGUGCAAAAUCGGAAAGAGUAUACAUACUACGAGCCGAAGGACUCCGUUGAACAAAUCUUGCGAGAGUAUACGCGGAAAGGUGACUUGCUUUUCGAGGUAAAGCUCUCUGAUGGGACUGAAAAGACACUCUCUUUCGAAGAACUACUAGUCAUUGAGAACGGAUCCAUCGCCCUCGACAACUUUCAGCAAGACGGCGCUUCACCUAUCAGUGACGGCUUUCAAGAACGGAGAAUGGAGCUACGUGAGAAGCGUACAAAAACAAAAAGCGAUGGCUUUCUCGAUGUCUCUGCAAUCGAUUUUUCUUCUGAUGAGGAUGACCUUGCAUUGCAGUCGAAGAAGCCACGCCAGAGCCGAAUUCGCGCCCUCAACCAACGUGCCACUGAUAGCAGUCGAUCCAGGACCCGAUCCCGCCGCAGCGGGCUUCAAUCCGACUCUAAUGAGAGCUCUGAAACGGCAGGUGGACCACGCCGACGCAAACGCAAACCCAAAGUCCAAGAGCCUACUCGACGUUCUGGUAGGCAGCGGACAAAGCUACAAGAAUACAGCGAAGAUGACGAGGAUGAUCUAAGUGAAGUCGACAUUCUCCGCCCCGAUCGUCUUCAAGGCCAGCGAAAGAGGAAGCGAGCUGGUCGUUCUACGCAGGUACUCGAGGAGGCCCCUCGUGUAGGCGUCCGACAGUCUGAUAGAGCCACACGAGCGCAGAACAACAUGGAAGAAGCAAACAUCAACGACAUAUACCGAUCGGACUCCGAGCCCAAGCAACCCGCUCUGCCCAAGGUUGUCAGUGUUCGAGAGGUGUUCCAGACUCUUCCCCGAAACAAUCUCUUCAGAUCGCGGCACAUUGAAGCCUGUGAGACUUGUGGAGAGGGACCAGCCGCUGCGCCAUUGGUAUAUUGUCAGGGUUGCUGUCUCUCCUACCACAAGAAUUGUCUUGGAGCUCGGGCUACUCGGGACCACCUGGUCACCAAAAUCGGAAAGGAAGAUUUUGUUCUUCAGUGCCGACGAUGCAUUAACAUCUACCGCAAGAAGGAUCAUACUGCCCCAGAUCUUGCAAUUUGUCAGGAUUGCCGGCGUCCCGGGCCAUCCUGCAAAGCAUUCAGGCCUCGGAAAACUACCGCACAGGAGCAAAAGGAUCGUGAAGACAAUAGAGGGGAAGAUCCAAUAACCGCUGUCCCGUCUCAGCUCAUUAACAAUGCGCACAACGUUCUUUUCCGAUGUACGAAGUGUUCGCGGGCUUACCACUACCACCAUCUUCCUCCGCUCUCAGCAUACUCCAUGGACAUAGUUCGUGAUGAUGAGGAGACUGCAGAUGAGCGUUUCCAUGAGUAUGCGAAGAAAUGGUUAUGCAAGGACUGUGAAGAGACAAGUGAACGAAAGGUCUCAGGACUAAUUGCUUGGCGACCUUCGGAUGUCGAGACAUACCGCCCAGGUUCCUCCUGCGACAUGUUGAACGAAGACGAUAAGCAAUAUCUCAUUAAGUGGGAGAACCAAUCAUACUUCCGUGCAUCCUGGCACUCAGGAGCCUGGACGUGGGGAGUUGCGGCUCCCGCCAUGCGAAAGGCCUUCUACAAGCGAGAAGACGGACCCAAGAUGAGGACAGAGGAUGCCAUUCCUGAGGACUUUCUUCGCAUCGACAUCGUUCUCAGCGUUAAGUUUACCAGCUUUGUUGAUGUACGAAGUGAGGAAAUCGACAAGGCUCGUAUUAAAGAGGUCGACACUGCCCUCAUCAAAUACAAAGGUCUCGGAUAUGAGGACGCUGUCUGGGAGAAGGUUCCAACAGUAGAGGAUGGCGACCGAUGGCUUGAUUUCGUGACAGCCUAUAACGAUUGGGUUGCUGGUCGAUAUGUUAGGUACCCAAAGCAAGGUCCUCUGAAGGCUCGCCUCGAAAAAGCCCGUGGAACCGCGUUCGCCAAGUUAGAGAAGCAGAAGCAACCAGAUACUCUUGUCGGUGGCGAGCUUAUGAAGUACCAAAUCGACGGAUUGAAUUGGCUGUACUAUCAAUGGUACUCACAAAAGAAUGGUAUCCUUGCCGACGAGAUGGGGCUUGGAAAGACGAUUCAAGUCAUUGGCUUCAUGGCGACCUUAGUCCAAGAGCACAACUGCUUCCCAUUCCUAGUGGUCGUCCCUAACUCGACCUGUGCAAACUGGCGCCGAGAGAUCAAGCAAUGGGUUCCGUCUUUACGGGUUGUGACAUUCUUUGGCUCCUCUGUAGCACGAGACAUGGCCUACAAGUACGAGAUGUACCCCGAGGGAGCGAAAGAGCUUCGAUGUCACGUCGUUGUGACUUCGUACGAGGCUGCCACAGACGAUAGCUGCAGGAAAAUAUUCCGUGGUGCCAACUGGGCAGCUUUGAUCGUUGACGAAGGUCAACGAUUGAAGAACGAUAAGAGUCAGCUCUAUGGUGCAUUAAACGCUAUAAAAGCACCCUUUAGGUUACUUUUAACUGGCACUCCGCUGCAGAACAAUGCUAGGGAGCUCUUUAACUUGCUACAGUUCCUUGAUGAUACUAUCAAAGCCGCAGAACUGGAAGAAAAAUACGCUAAGAUGACAUCAGAAAACAUCCGAGAACUGCACGACCAAAUCCGACCCUUUAUCCUGCGGCGUACCAAGGCACAAGUCCUUACGUUCCUUCCUCCGCUCGGACAGAUCAUUGUUCCUUUGUCAAUGAGCGUUCUGCAGAAGAAUCUCUACAAGUCGAUUCUUGCCAAGAACCCAGAUUUACUCAAGGCACUGUUCACAACCACGGCCCUUAAACAGCAAGAACGAGCCAAUCUGACCAAUAUCCUGAUGCAACUGCGAAAAUGUCUCUGCCAUCCAUUCGUUUACAGCCGAGAGAUCGAAGAGCGGACUGACAUUGCAGCCGUUUCUCACCGCAAUCUUGUGGAAGCAUCUGCUAAGCUGCAAUUUCUCGAACUGCUACUCCCAAAGUUGAAGGAGAGGAAUCAUCGUGUCUUAAUCUUUAGUCAAUUCUUGGACAUGCUUAGCAUUGUGGAGGACUUUUUAGAUGGACUACAAUUGACUUACCAGCGUCUCGAUGGUACUAUGGGCUCGUUGGAGAAACAGAAGCGCAUCGAUCAGUUCAAUGCCCCAGAUUCCCCAUUGUUCGCCUUCUUGCUCUCCACACGAGCUGGAGGUGUCGGAAUCAAUCUUGCUACUGCAGACACUGUCAUCAUCCUCGAUCCAGACUUCAAUCCACACCAGGAUAUCCAAGCAAUUUCUCGGGCACAUCGUAUUGGCCAGAAGAAGAAAGUCCUUUGCUUUCAGCUUAUGACACGAGGUAGUGUUGAAGAGAAGAUCACUCAGAUUGGAAGGAAUAAGAUGGCUUUGGAUCACGUUGUGGUAGAACAACUCGACGCUGAGGAUUUGGAUGAGAAGGAUGUGGAGUCUAUGCUCAAACACGGCGCAGCAGAGCUCUUCAAGGACGACAAUGGCGAUCACGAUAUCCGCUAUGACGAAGCCUCGAUCGACAAACUGCUCGACCGGAGCCAGAUCGAGAACACCAGGACGAGUGGGGAUGAUUCAGCAGAGUCCCAGUUCAGUUUCGCUCGUGUGUGGGCCAACGAUCAAGGCACUUUGGCAGACACUCUUGACGCUUCAGAGGAGGAGAUUGGCCCCGACCCUGGUGUUUGGGAUAAGAUUCUCAAAGAGCGCCAAGCUGCUGCAGCGGCUGAGGCUCUCGCUCGCGCGGAUGCCUUGGGUAGAGGAAAGCGGGCUCGAAUGACAGUCGAUUAUAACCAGGUCGAACAGGAAGCUGCCGCUGAUCUCGCCGACCCCUCACCCAUCAAACCAGAGAAACGUCGCAAGAAGAAGAAGAACAUUGGUUCAGACAGUGAUACCGAUUUCCAAGCAGACGAAGCUGAGGAAGAGGAUAGCGCUGCCGAGGCUGAACAUUACGCAGAUGACGAACCCGACAUUCUAGAUGAUGGUUCAAAGCGCGAAAAUAAGAGUGUUGGCCAGAUUCUUGGACCCACCUACAAGCAAAACAGCGUGGGUACGUCGAAAUUUCCAUCAAUUACCCUCAGCAACGCUUCUCCGAAAUCUGUCGUUAAAUCAUCACUUCGAGCUCCUUCAUCUUCAGUCAAAUCACCAGUCCCUCCCCCGCCGACCAAAGUCAAGUACAGCAAGAAUGGCAACCAUCAAGACUCAAUGACUCAACCCUCUUCUUCUCAACAUAUUUCGCUACUUGAUGAUCACAAACCGGAUCAGGGUCCUAACUUGCAGCCUGCAGUCAAACCAUUUGCCCGUGCUCAUUUCCCAGUCCGCUCACUGCUCCAGCCAGCCUUUGGGCAAUACGAGAACCAAAUGUGUUACGCAUGCCACACCCAACAUCCCCGCGGUGCCUGCCCUCUCAAGGUUGCGGGCGCCGAGCACUGCGGCCUCUGCGGUCUGGCGCAUUUUGGUCACGCACGCACCUGCCCACAUAUCAAUUCGGAGACACAGGUUCGCGACAUGCUUGAAGCUCUCAAGACCUCUCCCGAGAAGAAGGAACUUGUCGAAGCAGCAACGAAGUACUUGCGGGGUGUCAAAGGCCACCUCGUGCAAAAGAAGAAAAAGGAUAGGGAGAAGGCAAUGAUGCUUGCUACAGGAGGUCGGCCACUGCCGCAUUUGCAAGCUCCUCCGGCUGUGGCCAAUGAAGAGGGACUGCCUAUGCAAAUGCAGCAGUAUCCGGGCCCGCCGAGACGUGAACUUCCCCAGUCACUUCAAGGUGGGGUACAUACAGCGCUAGCUCCGGGCAGUGUGGGUAGUGCUUUACGUGCUAGCGUCCAGGGUGCACCUGUUCAAUCGCAGCAACGACAACAACAGCCAGGUCAACUGUCGGGGACUAAUAAUGCUGGUAUCCCUGAUCACGUAGUCGAGGGUGCUUUGAGGAGAUACUUGUCGCAGAGAUGAGUUCACGAAAUAUACGAAGGCGAUUGCUUCACUUUCUAGACGGAUUCAUGCUUCGAUUUUGGGAUCUGCAUCCUAGUUCAUGGAUAGGACCUCCUAUCAACCUGCAUGCCCCCAUACGCAGUACUCUGGAUUUUCACUGGUGUUUUGAAGAGGCUUUAUAGUUGGAAAGCAAGGGCCCCAUUCUAGC